AUUGCGCGCCGAUUUCUACUUCAAUUCACAAGAUGAGUGAUAUUUCUUUGGAUUAUGAAGGCAGUUCAGAUGAUUCACGAAGUUCAAGAUCAUCGUCGAGAGAGAACAGAAGAAGAACGAAUAGUGGCAGCGGGGACAAAGACAAACCAAUGUGGAAGUCAAAAAGAGAUUCCUCCAGAAGUAGUCGAAGUAGAAGCCGUUCAAGUUCCGAAUCAGACUCCCGUUCUCGAUCUUCAAGCCCAGUUGUAAAAAAUUCGCCUCCAAAACGAAAACGAGAGCCAAUUCGUGCUCCGAGUGCCUCACCGCCACGAAGACGUCGUGAUGAUUCUCCAAGAAAACGAAGCCGAUCUCCACCACGUCGUACUCGUCGUAGUCCUUCUCCACCAAGACGUCGUCGAAUUUCAAGGAGCCCAGUCAGAAGAAGCCGAUCUCCACCACGACGUCAAGUUUCCAGGAGUCGAUCUCCUCCUCCGAGAAGACAACAACGCUCAAGAAGUCCACCACCAGCAAAACGUAGACGAGAUCAGAGCCGUUCAAAGUCUCCACCAAGAAGAAAUUAUAGACAACGACAACGAAGCGGCUCGCCGCCUGUUAGAAAUUGGAGGGAUGAAGAAGAAAAUCGUAGAGCUGAAAUGUGGUCAAAAAGACGUUUCCAGCGAGUUAAUAUCCAAGCCGAUGGCCUGAAUAACAUCUGGGGACAUUCGCCAACUCAUGAGGAGAUACAUGACACUUAUAAAUUGAGAGUUGCGGCUGAAGAGAUUCAAGCAGAAAAUGAAAAGAAACGAGAAGAACUGAAAGAAGAUAGAAGGAAGGAGAAGAAAAGAGAAAUGAGAGCAGUUAGAAAUGUUUCUGAAGACGAUUCUUCGACAUCUUCUGAAUCGGAGGAAAGUGAUUUUGAACAGAAGAAGAAGAAGAAGGUGAAGAAAUCAAAGAAAAGUAAAAAGGAUAAAAAGAAGGAAAAGAAAGAGAAGAAAAAGAGCAAAAAGGCAAAUAAGGAGAAAGAAGAGAGAAGAGCUCGUCGUGAGCAACGAAAGAAAGAACGUGCUGAGCUGAAGAGAAAGAUUAAUAAUCGUUCUGAUACUGAAGAAGAAUGGGAAGAAAAGCAGUCUGAAAAGAUUGUUGGCACGAUUGGAACAUGGAAAGAAGGAAGUAUGUCACCGACGCCAAUUCUCCCAGAACAUAUUAAACAACGUGAUCAAGGUGGUGGUUAUGAUGUUGAGAAGCCCGGAAACUAUGGUAAAGAUCUACUAAAAGGAGAGGGCGCCGGAAUGGCUGCGUACGCGGCUCGCGGAGAACGUAUUCCACGACGAGGAGAAAUCGGUUUAUCGUCUGGAGAGAUUGCUGAAUACGAAAAAGUUGGUUAUGUGAUGUCCGGAUCUCGACACAAGGCAAUGGAGGCGACGAGAUUGAGAAAAGAAAACCAGGUGUUCACCGCCGAAGAGAAGCGUAUAUUGAAUAGUGUCUCAGUUGAAGCCAAAAAGAAGAAGGAGGAAGCCGUCCUGGACCAGUUCCGAAACUUGAUUCACCACAAGAAUAUGCGAAACUGACCCCCCAUUUGAAUUUUUUAAAGUUUCAUUCCCUGGUUUUCAAAAUAAUUAAAUGUUUACCUAUU
Molecule: messenger RNA, 1612 nt
Organism: Caenorhabditis elegans
Lineage: Eukaryota; Metazoa; Nematoda; Chromadorea; Rhabditida; Rhabditidae
Gene: let-504
Product: NF-kappa-B-activating protein C-terminal domain-containing protein
Exons: 4
Coding region: 33-1547 (504 amino acids)
Molecular function (GO): chromatin binding
Source: RefSeq, marked reviewed